Molecule: messenger RNA, 312 nt
Organism: Guillardia theta CCMP2712
Lineage: Eukaryota; Cryptophyceae; Pyrenomonadales; Geminigeraceae
Exons: 1
Coding region: 1-312 (103 amino acids)
Source: RefSeq, a predicted model, not a curated record
AUGGGCUACAGCUGGGUGACCGUCGUCAUCGUCCUAUUCAUCUGGAUAUCGUCAUGCAUGACGCUUGUCUAUCUAGUCAAGCGUGCCAUGAUCACUCACGGCCUGCACUUGCGUCGGGGCGUCCAAGUCGCGCAAGUGGAAGACCACCAGGAACCGACGGCCCCACCGCUCGAUGCCCAGGAGGAUACUGGGUUCAUCGUCGGCAUCGUGUCGGAGUGUGCGUAUGUGCCGGACUGUGUGGGACGGAGUGUCAAGCACGAGACCAUGCCAGCGUGUGGCCAGUUUUCCCGUUUGCAAUCAAUACAUGUUUAG